This is a messenger RNA of Mesorhabditis spiculigera, 1380 nucleotides long. The record is from the annotation of a GenBank genome assembly. NCBI's taxonomy places the organism in Eukaryota, Metazoa, Nematoda, Chromadorea, Rhabditida, Rhabditidae.
AUGAUGAUCGUCAAGAAGAGUGGCGCGUCGGGGUCCAACAAGAAGAAGCUCAUCAGCAAGGAGGCCACUGGCCUGCCGGGACCGCUGAAGGCCGAAGAGCAGGCGUCGCAGGAGUCGCUGAAGGCCCAGCUGACUGAAUUCUGGUCGCUGGUGGACGAGUCGGUGGUGAACCGCGAGUACUUCCACGGCUACUUCACGAAGCACUACCUCGCCAAGAUCUUGCAGUUGCCCGGCGACUACGUGUGCGGCAUCGUGCCCGUCAUCACCGAGCAGAAAGGGCUGCGUCUGGAGGGCGGCAUCGGGCUCUACGUCGGCUACCAGGACAUCCGCUUCGUCCCGAUCCGGUUCAGCGAGAAAACGCGCCACUACUACCUGGAAGGCGGCCGCGUCUCCAAGCCGACCAUCCACGAGCUCAUCUCCGAUCACGCGUGCGGCGGCGCCGGCAUCUCGAUGCGAUUCGAGGGCGGAAGUCGCCUCGCUUUCCUCCAGCGCUCCAUCCGACGAGCCCCCUAUCUCCUCCCCCACAAACGCAUCCAGCUGCACGACAAGAUUGGUGGUGGAAACUUUGGGCUGGUCUACAUCGCCUCCCUCCUCGAAAACGGCCGUCGCAGCGAGGUCGCCGCCAAGAUCUUCAAGCCGUCCACCCUCAGCCUCGACCCGAACGCCAACCGGACCAAGGACAUCACGCAGCACAAGAUGUUCCUCGACGAGGCCUACGUCAUGUGGCAGCUCAACCACCCGAAUAUUGUCCAAUUCUACGGCAUCUGCUCCCUCAGCCCGGCGCUGACGAUCGUCAUGGAGUGCUGCAAGGGGGGCAGCCUUUUCCAGUACCUGCAGAAGCACGGCGAGGGCGUCGGAUUUGCCGUCAAGACACGGUUCGCCAUCGAGGCGUGCGAGGGACUCGGCUACCUGGCCCGGCGCGACUUUGUCCAUCGCGAUGUCGCCUCCCGGAACUGCCUGCUCACCGAGCAGCUGGUGCUGAAAGUGGCCGAUUUCGGCCUCACCGUCGACGUCGACUCGCUGCGCCGCCGUGAGCACGAGCAGAACGGCAUGGUGCUCCCGAUAAAGUGGGCCUCGCCCGAGGUCCUCCGCAGCGGCGAGUUCUCGUGGGCGAGCGACGUGUGGGCGUACGGGGUGAUGCUGUUCGAGUUCUACAACGAGGGCCGCGAGCCGUACCCGGGGCUCCGGAAUAGGGUCGUCCGCGAGGAGCUGCUCAAGGGCCAGCAGUUCCGCAUGGAGCUCCCGAAUAAUAUCCCACCCCCGAUCCGCGGGCUGAUGGCCAAAUGCUGGGCGGAGGAGCCGCUGAAGCGCCCGAGCUUCUCCGUGCUCGCCGACGAGCUCGACAAGAUCCGCCGCGGCGUCUACGAGGAGCACACUUCC